UUAUUAUUAACCAUGCAAUCCGAACUAGAUUUAUUAGAAGAGGAAGCUAAGCUUUUGGAUAAGAAAGCCAGUCUUGACACUAGCUGGUAUAAAGAUGUCAAAAAACUCGAGGAUAUUGUUAAUCGUGAUCGGAAAAAAAGAACCCUAUGUCAAGAUAACGGAAUUUUCCUACUUGAG
Molecule: messenger RNA, 177 nt
Organism: Dentiscutata erythropus
Lineage: Eukaryota; Fungi; Glomeromycota; Glomeromycetes; Diversisporales; Gigasporaceae
Source: the annotation of a GenBank genome assembly